Cylicocyclus nassatus is the source of this 505-nucleotide messenger RNA. The record is from the annotation of a GenBank genome assembly. NCBI's taxonomy places the organism in Eukaryota, Metazoa, Nematoda, Chromadorea, Rhabditida, Strongylidae.
AUGGAAGAGCAAAAAAAGAAGGCUGCUAGAUUUACUGACGUUAAGCGGGAGGACGAUUCGCGAAGGUUGUUGCUGGUGGAUUCGGAUUUUCAGAAUGCGCUAUCUGUGGAGACUAUUUACCUAUCGUUGUAUAUAAACCUGCCCUACACAAUCUCUCGGCCUCAGCACUUCUGUACAGCAAUGUCUUCUCAACACGACUGCUCCAAGCAUGAUGAACAUCAUCACGACAAGCACGAUGAACACCACGAGGGAACUCACACCCAUAAUCAAACUUCGGCCCAUGGUCAUGUUCAUGACAACUCUCACCAAAGCGACGCUCACACACAAGCUCAUACUCACGACAGCAAAUGCAGCCACCAACUUCAGGAUAAAGAUCAUCACGAACAUCACUGAUAUUCAAUAAUUUAACUAAUGAAGAUAACUCUUUGCUUGGUAAACAACACAUCAAAGUCUUACCUAAUAAAUAGAAGCUGUAGCUGCAAUUGUUAAUAUUAGUAUGUCGAGC